Molecule: messenger RNA, 1586 nt
Organism: Lycium ferocissimum
Lineage: Eukaryota; Viridiplantae; Streptophyta; Magnoliopsida; Solanales; Solanaceae
Exons: 16
Coding region: 1-1161 (386 amino acids)
Source: RefSeq, a predicted model, not a curated record
AUGAAACUCUCAAGCUUUGUGCCAUUAUUCAAAGAUCCAAAAGUCAAGAGGUCAUGUUUAUGUGCCCUCUUUCCUAUAGCUUCCCUGUUGUGUCUAAUUCUCUUGUUAGGGAGCUUUGCAGAAAAUCAUAAAGAGAAAAGUUUGCUAUGGAAAGUGCGAAGCUCAUGUAAGAAUGAAUGCAGGCCUAAUGGAAGUGAGCCGUUACCUGAAGGUAUUAUUGCUAAGACUUCUAACUUGGAAAGACGGCCUUUAUGGGGUUAUCCAGAGCAGAAAAAAGAGCCUUCAAAGUACCUGUUUGCUGCAGCUGUUGGGCUAAAGCAAAAGGAAACAGUAAACAAAAUGGUACAAAAGUUUCUAUCAAGUGAUUUUGUGGUGAUGCUUUUUCACUACGAUGGUAAUGUCGAUGGAUGGAAGACUUUUAAAUGGAGUAACAGUGUAAUACACAUCUCAGCUUUGAACCAAACAAAAUGGUGGUUUGCAAAAAGAUUCUUACAUCCAGAUAUAGUUGCUGAGUACAGUUAUAUCUUCCUCUGGGAUGAAGACCUUGGAGUAGAAAAUUUCAACCCAAAACGAUAUAUAUCUAUUGUGAGAGAUGAAGGUCUUGAGAUUUCACAACCAGCACUAGAUAUCGGAAAAUCAGAGGUGCAUCAUCAGAUUACUGCUCGUGGGAGGAGAUCAAGAGUGCACAGGAGGACUUAUAAGGCUGGCGAUACUGGCACUCGGUGUGACUAUAACAGUAUGGCUCCUCCUUGUACAGGGUGGAUAGAAGUAAUGGCUCCUGUGUUUUCGAACUCUGCCUGGCGCUGCGUCUGGUAUAUGAUCCAGAAUGACUUGAUACAUGCUUGGGGUUUGGACAUGCAGCUUGGUUACUGUGCACAGGGAGACCGAACUCAAAACAUUGGGGUUGUCGAUGCUGAAUACAUUGUUCAUUAUGGCCUUCCAACACUAGGAGAACCUGAAAAAAAGAAGAAUCUGACGGUGAGUGGAGAAAACAUCACAAGCCUUAGAAAACAAGCGCCAUCUCAACCCAACACUCUCAAUUUCAGAGUGGAGGUGAGAAGACAAUCGUACAAUGAGUAUAAGAUAUUCAAAAGACGAUGGAAACAGGCUGUCGAGGAGGACACGUGUUGGACGGAUCCCUAUGCAGAGUCAGAGAAGUAAAGAUUGCUCAACAUGGACUUUCAGUGCGUCAGGUUCUAGUGGAGGUUCUUGAAAAGAAUGAGAUAAGAUGAGGGCGAGAUGCUGCAGAUUCAAGAAACGGAGAUCGGCAAGGUUUGCAUAUUAGCUGCCUAAAUUGAGCAUGAUCAAUCCUGAAAUUUUCGCCUUAACAGAAGGAAGGACCUCAGAUUUGUGAGUUCACAGUUUAAAGUAUCUGAUAUCUAUCAUAUGAUCAUCAAAAAUGUAAAGUGGAAGAUCUAAAUUUUAGAACGCUAGAAUGUACAGUUUCUAUAAAGUUGCAAUUUUGAUAGAUAAAUAUGCUACUCAAAAGUUGAAAGUGAUAAAGAUUGUGUAGUAUCUGUAUGUAUAGGAAUUGGAGUUACACAUUUUUGGAGCAAUGUAUGUAAUAUAUUGAGAUUCUCUGUGAA